This is a messenger RNA of Didymosphaeria variabile, 1746 nucleotides long. RefSeq lists its product as uncharacterized. The record is from RefSeq and is a predicted model, not a curated record. Gene Ontology annotation, cellular component: fungal-type cell wall. Lineage: Eukaryota; Fungi; Ascomycota; Dothideomycetes; Pleosporales; Didymosphaeriaceae. Gene Ontology annotation, molecular function: acid phosphatase activity. The transcript has 2 exons. Bases 1 to 1746 code for a protein of 581 amino acids.
AUGGAACGCGUCUUAAGACUUCUUGUUGCCGCAACUGCUGUUGCACAUGUCACUGCUGAUGACUUCAAUGUCCUACAGCAUCUGGGAGGCAAUGGGCAAUGGUUCCCAGGCCCUGAAGUAACAGGCAUUUCUUCUGAAGUACCAGAGGGCUGCAAGGUGGACUUGGCUGCUUUCUUCUCGCGCCAUGGCAGCCGUUACCCAGAUAAUGGCGCCUACAACGAGUGGGUGGCGCUCCAAAAUCAUAUUCAAGAGUCGCCUUUCACCGUAAGCGACGAGAAGCUCGAAUUCUUGAAGAACUGGAAGCCCGUACUCUCCAAUCCCAGUGCCCAGAUUGCCCAGAUUUCACCCACUGGGUAUAAAGAACUUACAGAGAUGGGGGCGACAUGGCGUCUACGUUACUCCGACCUAUACGAGUACAACACGCCCUUUACCAUGUGGUCAAACUAUUACAACUCAAGCCCUCGAGUGCGGGAUAGUGCGCGAAUGUUCGUUCACGGUUUCCUGGGGCCUAAUGCCACUGAGCUUGGGACGAUCUUCGCCCUCAACAGCAGUGACCCGGCAUCAUGGAUGAAUUCGCUCGCACCUAGCGAUCUUUGCCCAGCAUACAAAGACCAAGGUGGCAGUCCAUAUAUUGACCAAUGGCAAGCCAUAUACCUGCCACCUAUCGUGGCCAGGCUCAACGCCGAGAUCAAGGGCAACUUCACCUUCACGCAGCAGGAAGUCAGCAUAAUCCCGUACCUGUGUGGCUUCGAGACGCAAAUCACCGGACAGCGAAGCCCGUUCUGCAACAUCUUCACCGACGAGGAGAUCCUUCAAUAUGAGUAUGCGCAGGAUCUGCGAUACUGGUACGGUACUGGCUUGGGCACCGAUAUCGAGAAAUUACAAAUGCUUCCAACCCUGGGCAUGCUCGUUCGACGCUUUGUCGACGGGCCCAACAAGACGUAUACGCUUCGCAAUUCUACUUUCCAGGCACCCAACGUCAUAGCUUCGUUCUCGAACGACGGGCAAAUCACCCAGCUUAUCGCCGCCAGUGGCGUUUUCGACAACGAGCCUCAGCUUCCUGGGAACAGAACAUUACCGAACAGGAAGUUCCGUGCUAGCAGGCUGACUCCUAUGCGAGGUACCAUUGCUUUUGAGCGCUUGGUGUGCUCUGGUUCAGGCUCUUCUCCGAAUGCGUCUACAAGCGCUGUGCCCAGCUAUCCUUCCGGCUCCAGCACUGGUACGGCACCUAUUUCGACUCCCGGUGCUAAUGAAACCAGUUCUGCUCCUGUGUAUGGUACCGGUUCUUCAUCAGGCUCUGCUGCUGCUACUUCUGGUAGCUCCGUGCAAGGAUAUGCGCAUGGCCAUGGACCCAGCUCUGUUGCUGCUCCUGCUUCUAGCUCUGUGCAUGGAUAUGCGCAUGGACAUGCACCCAGUUCUGCUGUUCACUCCACCCCUACCGUCGCACCAGGCUAUGCCACUGGCGACGCUCCCCACAAGCGCGAUAAUUCCACCAACCCUGCGCCUUCCUCAACAUACAUUCGAAUCAUUUUGAACGACGUUGUGUAUCCGGUCGCCAACUGCAACGAUGGCCCCGGCUCCUCAUGCCCGCUAUCGCAGUACCAGAAGCUUGUUAAGGAUAAGCUUGCUAAAGCGGGAAGCUUUACGAAGUUCUGCAACACCACGAACGCUGCGUUUUCGGGCGAGCCUCAGUCCAACUUCUUCAUGGACAAUACGCUUUCUUUCGCGAAUGUUGUUAAGCCGUAA